Messenger RNA from Fusarium keratoplasticum, 702 nucleotides. RefSeq names its product Pectate lyase. Gene Ontology annotation, cellular component: extracellular region. The transcript is spliced from 2 exons. NCBI's taxonomy places the organism in Eukaryota, Fungi, Ascomycota, Sordariomycetes, Hypocreales, Nectriaceae. Gene Ontology annotation, biological process: pectin catabolic process. Bases 1 to 702 code for a protein of 233 amino acids. The record is from RefSeq and is a predicted model, not a curated record. Gene Ontology annotation, molecular function: pectate lyase activity.
AUGCACGCUCCGAGCAUCGUCACUGUCCUCGCCGCCCUCCCCGCGGCCAUGGCUUGCCUCGGCUACACCGGUGGUGUCCCCAAGGCUACAGGCAGCAAGUCUCUGAGCGCUCCCAAGACCCUCAAGAAGGGUGAGGUUUUCGAUGCCGGCUGGGUCCGGUACGACCGUGGUGUGAAGUGCACUGGUCAGGCUGAGGGUGGUUCCAAGGACGCCGUCUUCAUCCUCGAGGAGGGUGCCACUCUCCGAAACGUCAUCAUCGGUGCCAACCAGCGUGAGGGUAUUCACUGCAAGGGCUCCUGCAAUAUCGAGUUCGCCUGGUUCGAGGAUGUCUGCGAGGAUGCCAUCUCCAUCCUUGGCAGCGGCACUGCCAACAUCAUCGGCGGUGGUGCUUACCACGCCUCCGACAAGGUCAUCCAGCACAAUGGUUGCGGUCACGUCAACAUCGUCAACUUCUACGCCAACGACUACGGCAAGGUCUACCGAUCUUGCGGUAACUGCAAGGGCAACACCAACUGCAAGCGCUCCGUGCACAUGGAGGGCACCACCGCCGUCAAGGGUGGCGAGCUCAUUGGCAUCAACACCAACUACGGUGACAAGGCCACCUACUCCAACAACUGCUACCCCAAGACCCAGUGCCAGGGUUACAAGGGCUGCGACAAGGCCAAGGGCGAGUGCGAGCCCUCCAAGGCUGCCAAGUGCUAG